Messenger RNA from Miscanthus lutarioriparius, 1059 nucleotides. Lineage: Eukaryota; Viridiplantae; Streptophyta; Magnoliopsida; Poales; Poaceae. The record is from the annotation of a GenBank genome assembly.
AUGAUACUGGAAGCCGACCUCGUCACCGGCGAUGUCCACGAGCUACCCCCGAUGAGAUAUGGAUGGUUCCACUUCGUCGUCUACGACGGUGCGCAGAGGAUGUUUGGCGUCCACACAAUUGGUGCGCCCCGGACGGCCCUCACCAUCAAGAACGGCGACGGUGGCGGCGAGUGGGACGACUGGGACUACGCGGAUAUGCUCCGCCCCAACUCGGAGUUUCUUGAAUCGUCGCCGAACACAAACCCCGUCCUCCAUGGCGGCUUGCUCUACGUGUUGUAUGAUGGCGGGAAGUUGGCGCUGUACGACGAGUCCAGGCACCGCAACGACGGCUACUUGGAAAUUCUUGAUAAGCCAAAGAGCUUCGGUAUCGAAUGUGAAGACAGAUAUUUGCUCGAGUCCGACGACGGUGAACUCAUGGCCGUUCUCGUCGGCCGCAACGGAACAGCGGUCGACAUUGUCAAGCUCAACGAGCAAGAGAUGGAGUGGCAGAAGGUGGAGAGCCUGGGCGGGCGAGCCUUGUUCACCGGCACGCUCACCACAUUCAUGAGAAAGACUAAAGUCAAAUGGAUGCAGAACAGGGUCUUCUUCCCGAGACUCUAUGAAUGGCCCGAGACUGUCCAUGUUGACAUUGACAUUGUUGAUCGCGACGGCGAGCUGGCUUUUGUACCUACCUCUACUGGAGCGGACGCAAAGCCAGCCAUAGAUGGCGCUAACAUGUGGUCUCAUGAAAUAGUCUCAAUACAUGCUCUUUGUGGGAGAAAACCCUCUGCAUACACCUUCGUUCCAUUCAUUGUUAAGACGGUGCACAAAAGUCCAUGCCCGGCGGCAUGCGGCUCUCCUUCAAUGCGCAAGAAAAACGCAGGCAGUCGCGCAAGUACACACGCCAAGUAUUGCUCUGGUGCUUCCAUCUCCUCCGCCUCAGCCGGCGGCGUCGCAGCCCUCGGACAGCAGCAAGCACGGCGAGUUCUCCAUCAGCAGUCCCCGUUCGACCCCAACCCCAACUACUCGCCUCAGACGGCGGCCGCGUCCGCGUCCGCGCCGGCGGCAUGCGAGCUCUGA